UGAACAAUCAUGGUGGUGGUGGUUUUAUUUUAUUUUUCAUAUUUUUUUAAAUUUUUUAUUAAUUUUGUGGGUUGGUUAUUGAUUGAUUUCCUUGAUAAUAACGCUGGCUGGUAGUUGGUGUUAGCUUUGAUGUGAAAUAUCAUUUGGGUAUAUCAUAUAUGCUUUUGGUUUACUGUAAAAAAUCAGUAACUAGUCCCUAUUUUACUGUUUCUUAGAAUGUGUGUUGAUGAAUUUACAUAUUCUUUGUAAUUUGGGGAAAUGAAUGUUCCAUUUGCUCUUAUGUUAUUUCCUUUUCUUUGAUCAGAUUUUGUUUCUUGUUUGUGUAUUCUGACUUUUGAUUACUCUACAAAUUCCUCUAUUAUAUUCUUCUCUGCUUUUGCUCCUAUAUGUUCCCUGCUUUUUUUGGGAUGAGUUUUCAGCUCUGACACUGAGAGGUCCUUGUUGAGGAGGUUUAUAUGGGGUGUAUUUUUCUGGAAAUAAAUUUGGGUUUGGCAUUGAUCUUUCUUAUAAAUCAGUCUCUCCAGUUUUCUAACUGAGUUAUAUCUUUUCAUCUCUUUUUCUUUACCCUUGGUCCUUGGAGCUGCUUUUGUUCCUUUCAAUGAAUGCAAGAUUGUUAUGUGCAUGCCAUUAUGGUGUAGAAAGCUGCCCAUUUUCUCGUUCUUUCGAUGGGUCUCAAAUGAAUGGGAUUCAUCUGAAUGGUAAAACACGCGGUUCCGAGAAGCCUGUGCCAGGAUGUUUGGGAAGAAUGGUCAACCUCUUCGACUUAAGCAUAUCUGGAAACCGGCUUCUCUCUGACAAGCCUUAUAAUGAUGGUUCUUCUUUAUCAAGAAGUCGAUCAGAUGUCUCCAGGAUGUCAAGCAUUGCUGUGGAUGAGAUGGAAGAUAAAGUGAUGGUCUCUGAGUUAAGGAGGUCUUCAUCGAACAGAAAACCUAAUGGAACUCCUGUAAAGAUGUUGAUGGCUCAAGAAAUGUCAAAGGACUUAGAAUCCAAACAGAGGCCACCUAAUGUGGUGGCGAAGUUGAUGGGACUUGAUGUGAUUCCUCAGCAACAGCAGCCUGAUUUUGCUGCUCAGAGAAUUCAAUCAAGAGUCUAUUCUCGAAAUUGUCAUUCAGAGAUACCAAUAGGAUAUUGGCAGCAAGAACAAGAUUUUUUCAGCAAACAAAUUGACUCUGAGGUUCAUCCACACCAAGAUCAGAAUGAGUAUAAAGACAUAUAUGAGAUCUGGCAGCAAUCUCAAAGAACAAACUGUAGAAGAGAUAAUUCGCCUCAAAAGGGAAGGUUCAAUGAAAACAUGAAUGAAAAAAAACUGGCACUGAUUCGUCAAAAGUUCAUGGAAGCAAAACGCCUUGCCACAGACGAGAAGCUAAGGCAGACCAAGGAGUUCCAAGAUGCUUUAGAUGUGUUGAGCUCCAAUGGGGACUUAUUUCUGAAAGUUCUUCAAGAGCCAAAUUCUUUGUUUUCUCAGCAAAUUUAUGUAGGGGAUUCCGUUUCUCCAUCUCCAGAGACGAAGCGAAUUACUGUCCUUAGACCUUCGAAAGUGGUGAGUGAUGAAAAAUUUGCUGCACCAGCUAAGAGAAAUGAAAAGCAAGUAAAGAAGCAAGUUUUGAUGAACCAGGUUCAUGUGUGGGAUGACCAGCAUCAUGGAUUUCCCCCUACUAUAUCGUCCUGGAAAGUUACUGAUAGUCCUCUCCAGCCCACCCGGAUAGUGGUGUUGAAACCUAGCCUUGCUAAGACUAAUGAACCUAAAAUAGCUGUCUCCUCAACCCCAUCCUCACCACGGGUUCUUCCGAGUGAAAAUUUCUUUGAGGAACCAGAAGAUGAGGAGGCUCGAGAAGCUAGGGAAGUGGCAAAGGAAAUCACGCAACAGAUGCGUGAAAACCUGGCUGGUCAUCGGAGAGAUGAAACCUUGAUCUCCUCUGUGUUCUCUAAUGGAUAUACAGGAGAUGAGAGUUCUUUUGAAAAAUCGGAAAAUGAAUUUGCAACUGGAAAUCUUAGUGAUUCUGAAGUUAUGUCUCCAACAUCGAGGCAUUCUUGGGACUAUGUCAAUAGAUUUGGUAGCCCAUUUUCUUCUUCGUCUUUAAGCCGAGCGUCCUAUUCCCCAGAGUCGUCAGUUUGUAGAGAAGCAAAGAAGAGACUUUCUGAGAGAUGGGCCAUGAUGGCAUCAAAUGGAAAUCAUAAUCACGAUCAACGGCACAUUCGAAGAAGUUCAAGUACACUAGGUGAAAUGCUUGCACUUUCAGAGGUUAAAAAAUCUGAAAUAUGUGAAGAAGAGGAUAACAAUAGACAUGAAGAUCCAAGGGGAUCAACAUCAUGCCUGAACAGCAAUAUGGGUGCCAGAGAAACUGGAGAUGAUUCCCCCAGGAAUCUUUUGAGAUCAAAAUCAGUUCCUGUUUCUUCUACAGCUUAUGGUGAAAGACUAAAUGUUGAAGUAGCCAAUCCAGUACUUUGCAAUGGGGGCGUUCCAAAGGAACUAAUAAAGGCAAAAGCAUCAAAGACCUCAUUUACCGGGAAAGUCACUAGUUUGUUCUUCUCAAGGAAUAAGAAAUCUAGGAAAGAGAAGUCCGGCAAAUCACUUUCUAAUGAUGACUCUCAAUUAGCAACAGCUGAAACUCCAGGGUUCCUGGCAACUCCCGGAAGAACAAGCAAUGACCAUUCUGAGGUGGUUCUCUCCCCUACGUCAUGGUCACUUAACGGAACUGUUAUGACAGAUCUGAAUGAUACGAGACUUGGGCAAGGCAUAUGUUCUCCGCAGGGUUUCUCUGUAUCCCAGCUAGGCCCACCUGUCAUUCAAGGGGAGAAUCAGGAACAACCUAGCCCAAUCUCAGUUCUGGAACCUACAUUUGAGGAGGAUGACAAUGCCUUGCUCGGUUGCUCUCGUAGCAUUGUGCCGAACCUACAUGGAGAGCAUGUUCCUCUGUGUCUCGGCAAGUCUAACUUGAUUGAUAAAUCACCACCAAUCGGAUCAAUAGCACGGACCUUAUCAUGGGAAGAAUCCUUUGCAGAAACAGCCACUAACUAUGCUCUAAAUUCCCCGUUCGUGUCCCCAGGAGCAGGCGAGGAUGAGGUCGAGUAUGUUUACUUAGUUCAAUCCUUAUUCACGAUGGCAGGCCUUAGCGAUGAGGGACAAGUGGGUUCAAAUCUGGCCAGAUGGCACUCCACAGAGAGCCCAUUGGAUCCCCUAUUGAGAGAUAAAUAUAUUGACCUGACUGCUAAGGAACCAUUACACGAAGCAAAAAGGAGGCAGCUAAGAUCGAGCAGGAAGCUUGUUUUCGACUGUGUUAAUGCAGCACUUGUGGAUAUUACAGGCUUCGGGACCACCACUAGCCGUUGGGGUGGACCAUAUGUGGGGCUUAGCAAUGGAUACUUGGAAAGCGGGCCAGGGAUGGGAUUGGCCGAUAAGGUGUUAGCCUGGAUGAAGGAAUUGAUGCCUGGUGAGGUCAAGUACUAUUCAAUUGAUGGUGGGGACAAUCACAGCUUAGUGGAGAGGCUGGUGAGAAAGGAAGUGAUAGGGAAAGGGUGGUGUGAACAAAUAAGAUUACAAGUUGACAAUUUAGGAAAGGAAAUAGAAGGGAAGCUUCUUGAGGAACUUGUAGAGGAGUCUGUUGUUGAAUGGAACUGGUGAUCAUGAGCAUGAAAAGGCUACCCCUACUUAUUCUUCCUUCUUAAAUCUUUUUGUUUAUUACUCCCUAACUAAUUGUUGUUAUUAUUAUUAUUAUUAUUAUUAUUAUUAUUAUUAUUAUUAUUAUUAUUAUUUCGAGUGUAUUAUUUUGUGUAUCAAUGGUAACUAACUCAACAAUUACUAAUCCUUCCCUUAUUUUUCUGUUUUAUUUUUUCUGCAAUUUUUCUUUUUUGGUUUUGGUUUUGGUUUUGGUUUUGGUUUAGAAUAAUUUGUAUUUAUUCUGGUUAAUUCAGUGUAUCUUACUGUACUCAGACAUAGAGAGGCAUUGAGAUCCGCUCUUGUUAUCUGUCCCCGUCAUGUAAUCUCCCCGCAUAUGUCAUGUUUGGCGGCAUUAAAUAAUUUCGCCCUUUUGUCAAGAAAAAUAAAAUAAAUCUUGCCGAGUUUCAA
Beta vulgaris subsp. vulgaris (sugar beet) is the source of this 4066-nucleotide messenger RNA. RefSeq lists its product as hypothetical. The transcript is spliced from 6 exons. NCBI's taxonomy places the organism in Eukaryota, Viridiplantae, Streptophyta, Magnoliopsida, Caryophyllales, Amaranthaceae. The record is from RefSeq and is a predicted model, not a curated record. Bases 599 to 3622 code for a protein of 1007 amino acids.